Messenger RNA from Lethenteron reissneri (Far Eastern brook lamprey), 2894 nucleotides. It is a transcript of the gene LIN9, whose product is annotated as lin-9 DREAM MuvB core complex component. Gene Ontology annotation, cellular component: nucleoplasm; transcription repressor complex. NCBI's taxonomy places the organism in Eukaryota, Metazoa, Chordata, Hyperoartia, Petromyzontiformes, Petromyzontidae. Gene Ontology annotation, molecular function: DNA binding. Gene Ontology annotation, biological process: reproductive process; regulation of cell cycle; regulation of transcription by RNA polymerase II. The record is from RefSeq and is a predicted model, not a curated record.
CUCCCAGAGUUCCGCGCGCUCUUUGAAAAAGAGCGGUGCGUCCGGAGCAACAUGGCGGCGGCGGCCGCCGAACAUCUUCUGGACGAGAGCUCUUCGGCUGAAGCAUUGGUUAGCCUGAAAGAGGGUGGUCUAUCAAGCCCAUGGAGCCGUCGAACUCCCCCCCGCAAGGGCCCCGCGCAGCGAGACAGCCCCUCCAAGGUACGCAAGAAGACGCGACUGCACUUCAGCGAAGAUGAGGAUUUCCUCCCGAGCACAAAGUCUCCGCGGAAGAACGCGCGCGUUGUCAUGAUCCCACAGAAGUUGUCCGCGGGUCUCACCACUCCAGACAAACGCAGCGCGCAGAAGGUCGGCAUCCGUCUCCGUAACCUCCUCAAGCUGCCCAAAGCCCACAAGUGGUGCAUCUACGAGUGGUUCUACUCCAACAUAGACAAGCCUCUCUUCGAGGGCGACAAUGACUUCUGCGUGUGCCUCAAGGAGUCGUUCCCUCAGCUGCGGACGAGACGCCUCUCCCGCGUCGAGUGGGGGAAGGUGCGGCGGCUCAUGGGCAAGCCACGGCGGUGUUCGGAGGCUUUCUUUGCAGAGGAGCGAACGGCCCUCCUCCAGAAGAGGCACAAGAUCCGGCAGCUGCAGCAGCAGAAGGUGACCGACCUGAGCGCCUUCAAGGAGCUGCCCGAGGAAAUCCCGCUCCCGCUUGUCAUCGGCACCAAAGUCACAGCGCGCCUGCGGGGCCAGCACGACGGGCUCUUCACGGGGCAGAUCGACGCGGUCGACACCAUCAAAGCCACCUACCGCGUCACCUUCGACCGCCCGGGCCUCGGCACGCACACCAUCCCCGACAUCGAAGUUGUCAGCAACGAGCCACAGGACAGCAUGCCCAUCUCGUCGUUUGCGCAAAAGCAGCGUCCCGUGAAAACCUUCAACAGCCCGCCACGCGUGCACUACAGCUCCAUGGUGCUGGCCUCCCCGCUCGCAGACCCGCUGCUGGGCCAAGUAGAGUGGAAAUCUCGCCUCGGGGCACCUGGGCCGGACAGCAAUAUCCUCGGCGGCUUCCCCAUCAACUUUCUCGUUCAAGUCACGCGGCUGUCCAAAAUCCUGAUGACGAAGAAAGAUUACAUCAAACAGCUCAAGGAGAUGAACACGGAGGGUGAGAAGCUGCGGUCGUAUUCGGAGCCAUUUGGGAUCGACUUCCAGAAGCGGUACGCUACCAUCGUGCUUGGCCUGGAGAACCUCAACAAGGACCUCAAUCACAUCCUGCUCAACGUGCAGCAGUACUGCUACCAGCUGGCCCCCCAGCAGGGCCUGCAGCCCAUGGACCAGCCGACGGAGAUGCGGCGCCAGUGCCUGGAGGAGGCGCAGGAGAUGGUGAGAGAUGUCGGCAGGUCGGGGGUGGGACGCGGCGGUGCCACGCCGACGAUUACGACGGGAGGGGGAGGAGCAGGGGACCGCGUGGCAUCCGGGGACGACACGGAGGGACUCAGGGAGCUGGUGGCACGGCUGUCGGCGCUUCUCCUGCAGAUCAAGAGGCUGGCAGAGAGUGACCUCAACUCGUUUGAGUUCAAGUCUCUGACUGACUCGCUGGACGAAAUCCGCAGCUCGCUGGAUCCUACCAACAUCAGUUGCUUUCAGAACAACGUGGAGAUCCACGUGGCGCACAUCCAGAGUGGCCUGAGCCAGAUGGGAAACCUGCACGCGUUCUCCUCCAACCACACCGAGGCAGGGUGGGAGAGGCCGUGACCACGGUUCUGCCCCGUGUCGCCAUUCAUCAAGCCUGGAGAUGAACGAAGAUACGAAUGAUCGGUUCAGCAGCGGUGUGAGAGGCAAUUUCGAAUGCAGGGCAUAUCUUGCGAAGAUGUAAAUUGGUAGUCUGACGGAUGAUAAAUGUGUGGUGAGAAUAGGUCAGCUCAGAGCCCAGGAUGACCCCCGGAUUGUGCACCUGUUUUCUAAAUUUCAGCUCGAGUUGAGUCAAUGAACAGUAGGUGGCUGUUUGCUUAUUUUAUGUGGCCUAUGAAGUGGGACAACUCUAUUUGCUCAGGUGAUUUGCCCAUUUUCUUGCUUUGAGAGUUGUUCAACUACAGAUACGCUGCCAUAAGUUUAUUUUGGGCAGUGUGAUGUUAUGUUCGUCGCACACAGGAGUAUUUUAUUUUACACGUGCAUUAACCGCAUCUUCGGUGGUUUGUGUGGAUAUGGCUAAACUUACUCGACAGUCGUGACCUUUAAAAUAUCUCUAGUUUUGCCAUGAAGUGCUCGGAGCUUCAUCAAGAAGCUCCCAGAAUGUGGUGCGAAACGUUGGACAUCAUGCUGAACAACAACACAAACAUCUCAAAAAUACAUCGUAGGGCUUAUCCAAACAAAAAGAUUGCAACGGACCUCAAUGAAUAUUUGCUGUUAUAAGUUGGCAGAGAGCAGUCUUUUAAAGACCCGCACACCGGUGCUGAAUUGAAAAGAGAUGACACCAUGAACCUGAAACAUGUGCUCUGAUGGAUAGCAGGUUAAUUACUGUGAAAGGCGCUAUAUAAAUAAUAUUGUUAUUUGUGCGAGUGUGUUAUGUGUGUGUGUGUACGAUCCUUUGUGUUCUGAGGGUGGUGGUGUUGAUAAUUCUCAACACUUAGAGAGGUCUGUGCGUUAUAGUAUAAUACUCCAGGAAGCGCUCUAAAGAAUGAGUUAUCUUUUUUUUGUUUUGCAAACAGAUUAUAUAUAAAAAAACUAAUAUUGAGUAUGUAUUUUUAAAACAAAACAAAUCAAUUUUAAAUGCCCUUUCGGAACGCUGUAAUUUUUAUUGUAUUGUCAAUUUCUUCUGUAGAAAGUUGUAGUGCUAUACUGUCUAAUGUCCCUCUAAAAUGUAUCUUCAUGACAGCAUAUAUAUAUUUAAAUGUGUAAAUAAAGCAUCAACUUGC